AUAUUAAAGAUUAAAGAAUGUUUGAAAAGUUUUAUUCCAAUUAUUUAUAGAUAAAGUACAUUGUUUGUAUUUAAUUUGUGAGAAUUCUUUAUUAAAAUUAAUUUCGUUUUGUUGAUCAUUUAAGGAAUAUAGGCCCUAUUGAAAAAAAUCAAUAUAUAAAUGGCUUUCCCGAACUUCACUAAUUCAGAAAAUCAAAAUUUUUUAAAAAAUAAUUUUUCAAAAAAAGAAAUUAAAAAUAUUCAACACAAAAAUAUCAAAACACUAUAAAAUGAAUUCGCGUCAAAUCUUCUUUGCUCUCUUGAUUGUGCUUAUGGCUACUAUCGUAACAGCCUCUCCUAUGAAUUUCGAUCAAUUAACUAAGAGGAGAAAUGCUCAAAAAGACAAAAGUCCAUCGAAAGAAAAAAACGGCGAAGUCAAGAUUGCAGCUGUUGUACCUAAAGGCCAUACCGCAUUAAUAGUUAGACGUACCAUAAUAAAGGAAUGUGUU
This is a messenger RNA of Rhizophagus irregularis DAOM 181602=DAOM 197198, 487 nucleotides long. Lineage: Eukaryota; Fungi; Glomeromycota; Glomeromycetes; Glomerales; Glomeraceae. The record is from RefSeq and is a predicted model, not a curated record.